Messenger RNA from Peromyscus eremicus (cactus mouse), 2950 nucleotides. RefSeq names its product tRNA methyltransferase 5 (gene Trmt5). The coding region runs from base 128 to 1642 and encodes 504 amino acids. Lineage: Eukaryota; Metazoa; Chordata; Mammalia; Rodentia; Cricetidae. Gene Ontology annotation, cellular component: mitochondrial matrix; cytoplasm. The transcript is spliced from 5 exons. The record is from RefSeq and is a predicted model, not a curated record. Gene Ontology annotation, biological process: mitochondrial tRNA methylation; tRNA N1-guanine methylation.
CGCGGCCCGGAAUUGCGGAGCGAGUCCGCCGGAGCGGACUCUCUACGCUCCCUCUGCGGCCAACAGUGAUGACGUCGCCGAGGCCACGCCCACCCCCAGAAGACACCUUGCCGAGCUGCACCAGAGCAUGAGAAUCUUAUGGAAGCCAUUGGGAUUCUCAAGAAGACUUCUGCAAGUAGAAUGGUGCCGCCCCAGUGAAUCUGUAUCUUUGUCCGCAAUCACAAGGACAUUGGUACCAAGGCUUAGGAAAACACCUAGUGUUUUUUGGUUGGGUCAGAGACAAGGAUUCUCAACCAUGCCAGAAACAGAAGCAAGUAUGAGAGAUCCUGAGUUAUUUUCACCACCCUCUGGUGUUCGAGGAAUGACAGAACUGGAUAGGACAGCUUUUAAAAAGACGGUGUCCAUCCCAGUGCUCAAAGCGAGGAAAGAGGUCGUCAACAGAUUGAUGCGCGCCCUCAAGAGAGUAGCCCUGCAGCGCCCGGGCAUAAAGCGUGUCGUUGAAGAUCCCGAAGAUGAGGACAGUAGACUCAUCAUGUUGGAUCCCUUCAAAAUGCUCUCCGUUGAGUCCUUUGAGAAGGCAGAACUCGGUGCUUUAGAAGAACUCGAUGUCAGUCCACAGUUAUCCGAAUACAAUUUGGAACUAACUUAUGAAAACUUUAAGUCAGAAGAAAUUUUGAGAGCUGUGCUUCCGGAAGGUCAAGACGUGACCUCAGGGUUCAGCAGGGUUGGGCACAUCGCACACCUGAAUCUCCGAGACCAUCAGCUGCCGUUCAAGCAUUUAAUUGGCCAAGUUAUGAUUGACAAAAACCCAGGACUCACAUCGGCAGUAAAUAAAACCAGCAAUAUUGAUAAUACAUACCGAAAUUUCCAAAUGGAGGUGCUGUCUGGAGAGGAGAAAAUGCUAACCAAGGUUCGAGAAAAUAAUUACACAUAUGAGUUUGAUUUCUCCAAAGUCUACUGGAAUCCUCGUCUCUCUACAGAACACGGCCGCAUCACUGAGCUUCUCCGCCCUGGAGAUGUCUUGUUUGAUGUUUUUGCUGGGGUUGGGCCUUUUGCCAUACCAGCAGCAAGGAAAAACUGCACAGUAUUUGCCAACGAUCUCAAUCCGGAGUCCCAUAAAUGGCUGUUGCACAAUUGUAAGCUGAAUAAAGUUGACCAAAAAGUGAAAGUCUUCAACAUGGAUGGAAAAGACUUCCUCCAAGGACCGGUCAGAGAAGAGUUAAUGCGGCAGCUAGGACUGUCGACCGAAGCAAAACCCUCUGUCCACAUUGUCAUGAACUUGCCAGCAAAGGCCAUAGAGUUUCUCGGUGUUUUCAGGUCACUCCUAGACGGGCAGCCAAGCAGCAGUGAGUUCCUUCCCACAGUACACUGUUACUGCUUCUCCAAAGACGCCAAUCCUGCUCAGGAUGUCUGUCAGCGAGCUGGAGAUGUGUUAGGCGUUCCCUUGGAGGCAAGUAGUUCAGUUCACCUGGUGAGAAACGUGGCCCCUAACAAGGAAAUGCUGUGUAUCACCUUCCAGAUUCCUGCUGCUACACUCUACAAGACCCAGGCCCUCAGUGUAGAGAAUCCCGAAGAGCCAUCUCUUAAACGGCAGAGGACAGAUGAUUCCGUCUCAGAACCACAAAUUACAUCAGAUUCUUAGUUGGAAAUGCUUUCUCCAUCUCUCCAGUAAAUUUUUUGUAAAGAAGUACAAUUUGUAUGUUUUGAUAAACUUUAACUAUCAGGUAUUUGUAAUUGAGCCCUUAUAUUUUGCUCCUAUAAAUGGAACAUUACCAAAGUAAAAUUUAACUGAAGUAAGCUGAACUUGUAUAGUAGACGGCUUUGUUGUUGGAAUUUCAGGCAUGAACCACCAUUGUCCAGCACAGUUUUAAAGUAGAAUUGGGAUGGGCCAGUAAGAAGGCUCAGUGAGUAGAGGUGCUUGCUGCCAAGCCUGAGGACCUGAGUUUGAUCCCUGGGACCAACAUGGUCAAAGGAGACACUUGUGAAAGUUCUCCUCUCACCUCGUGUGUGCACCAAGGCACUCAUGCAUACACAGAUGCGAAAUAAAUGAACAAAUUAAUAAAUUAAAAAUCUAAAUUAUAUAACCAUUUUACAAUCAAGUUAUUUUUAUUAGAUAAAUGGUUUUUUAAUAGUGUCUGUCCCUCAGAGAGACAGUUUUUAAAAACUGAGCGACUAUAUUCUGCUUAACUAGGAAAGCAUUUAACUACAUUGUAGUUAUUAGUGGAAAAAUGUGAUUAUUUUAUGUAACUUCUCUACUACCAAUUAGCAGUAUAACAGUAAUACAAAGUUAAAUUAUUUAGAUGAGGAAUAGGAAACCCACACCUUCCAGGCCACAUCUGGCAUAAUGGCCUAUGACAGGAGGAUUUGCUUUAUUGAAAAAUAAUAACAUUUUGUGACAUGGAACUUACAUGGAAUUUGAGUUUUGAGGUUUUGGUGUGCAUGAAGUUUGAUUGGCACCUGCCCUUCCAGUUAGUUUUCAUACUGUCUACAGCUGCUGCCACAAUAGACAGCAGAGUGGAGCAAUUAGAGCAUAGACCUCGAGGUGACACUCAUGGCCAUACUGCAGCUUGGUGUGCUACACAUCCCGGGGACAUGGUUAGAACUCAGGAGACAGCAUUUUGAAUGCUGUGCACAUAACCACACUACACUUUGUUGUUUAGGGACAAGAGUCUCACACUCUAGCUCACUCUGACCCAGAAUUUACUAUGCAGCCCAGGUUGGGCUUGAACUUACAGCAACCCUCCUGCCUCAGCCUCCCAGAUGACAGGUGAGUCACCAUGCCCAGCUUCACAAAUUUCAUUCUUUUGUGAGUAGUGCCUACUCAUUAUAUCAGGAGAAAUAGACCUUGGAUAUAUUAUGCUUUGAAGUUUCAGUGGGGUAUGGAUUAUUUUGAUAUCAGUUAGAUGACAAAGCAUCUAUACCCUUGUCCAAAAAAAAGAAAAAGAAAUAA